Molecule: messenger RNA, 1710 nt
Organism: Fonsecaea erecta
Lineage: Eukaryota; Fungi; Ascomycota; Eurotiomycetes; Chaetothyriales; Herpotrichiellaceae
Exons: 4
Coding region: 1-1710 (569 amino acids)
Biological process (GO): secondary metabolic process
Molecular function (GO): CoA-ligase activity
Source: RefSeq, a predicted model, not a curated record
AUGGCACCCCGCAAGACGAUCUACCUGCCUUCCAAGGACUAUGAGCUUCCCGAUCUCGAUAUAUUGACCUUGAUAUACGAAUCGCCCGAGGCAUGGACCACCGAGUCCACGGUUCUCCACGCCGAAGCCGCUCUGCCCUUAAACUGCGUCACCAAGGCCCAGGCAAGAGCUUACACGAAGCGACUCGCCUACGUCUUCCGCCACCACUUCGGCAUCGGUGCGAGUGGGCCCGGCAAGGACGUCGUGGUGUGCAUUUCCUCCGGCCAGAUUCUGCUCUCCAACGUCUUCUACGGGGUCAUUGCCGCCGGCGGAGUGUUCAGCGCCGCGAGCUCUGCGUUCACGUCCCUAGAGUUAGCACGGCAAGUCAAACAGGGGAAGAGUAAUCUGAUCGUCUGCGGUCCCGACUGUGUGGAGGUCGCCAUCCGGGCGGCGAAGGAGUGCCAUGUACCGCUGGAGAGGGUGUUGGUGCUCGAGUCGAUGGGUGGGAAGAGAGUGUUGCAGGAUGUCGAGCGGAAGAGCAGGAAUCUGAUCCAAGAAGGCUGGCAGAAGGAGGAGGUGCUCGAAUGGGAAAGAAUUACGGACAAGAAGAUAUUGGAGGAGAGGGCCGUCUGUCUGCUGUACAGCAGUGGAACGACAGGGGUCCCCAAAGGGGUCAAUAUCUCGCACACCAACCUUGUCUCUGAAGGGCUCAUCCCCCAGUACAUGAUCCGGGAACACUUGGCCCGCCAACGCCGGCUCAACCCUUCCUUCAAGUUCGAAUAUCGGACCCUGGCCCACCUGCCGGCCGCGCACAUCGCCGGCUGCCAGGGCUACUACGUGAAUCCGUCGAUCGCCGGCGGCCCCGUGUACUGGAUGCCGAAAUUCGACUUUGCGAAAUUUCUCGAAUACAACAAGAAGUUCCGAAUCACCCACUUCUUCACCGUGCCGCCUAUCUACCUGCUCAUCGCGAAGAGUCCACUGGUGACGGAUCAAUUUCGGACCCUGGUGCAUGCGGUUGGCGGCGCCGCGCCCAUGGGCGCAGAGCUGCAGGCCAUGGCGGAGAAGAAGCUGGGCUGCCAGAUCAGCCAGACGUGGGGCCUGAGUGAGACGACCGGCUCCGUAACGGCCAUGCCGUGGGACCAGGACGACAAGACGGGGUCGGUCAGCCCGCUGUUGCCGAACGUGAGGAUGAGGAUCGUGGACGAUGAGGAGAAGGACGUGGAGGAGGGAUUGGAGGGAGAGUUCAUCCUGCAAGGGCCCAUGGUCAGUACGGGUUAUUGGGAGAAUGAGGCUGCGACGAGGGACAGUUUCACGAAGGACGGCGUGUGGUUCAAGACGGGAGACAUCGGCGUGUGUAGGAACGGCAUGUUUUACGUGGUGGAUCGGAAAAAGGAACUGAUUAAAUACAAGGGCCUCCAAAUCGCCCCGGCCGAGCUCGAGGCCCUCCUGCUCUCGCAUCCGCUGAUCCAAGACGCCGCGGUCAUCGGCAUCCCCGAGCCGUCAGGGUUUGGGAACGAGAUCCCGCGUGCCUACGUGGUCGCGGAUAAGACCCAGGUAUCGGAGCAGGAGAUCAAGGAUUUUGUGAAACGCAACCUGGCCCAGCACAAGCAGCUCCGCGGCGGCGUGGUCUAUCUGGAGGCGAUCCCCAAGAGUCCCAGCGGGAAGAUCCUUCGGAAAGAUCUGAGGGAGCUUGCUAAGCGGGAGAGGGGAAACGAGCAGGCCAAGAUCUGA